Messenger RNA from Oikopleura dioica, 1017 nucleotides. Lineage: Eukaryota; Metazoa; Chordata; Appendicularia; Copelata; Oikopleuridae. The record is from the annotation of a GenBank genome assembly.
AUGUUUCAGCUCGCAUCAAAAAGGCAAUAUAAUCCAGUUUACUACGCAUUUUUGAAAGCGCUGGCAUGGACAAUUCAAAAGCUCCCAGACACAGCCGCAGUAUUUCUUCUCAGAAUAGUAAAGUUCACCUUCACCUUCUUUCCGCAUCUCUGUUUUGCGAUUCUAUCAUUGAUUCCGAUUAUUGUGCGUUUUUGUGGAAAUAUCUCGUUCCCAAUCUGGCCUUUGCCGGAGAUCAUUCAAUGGAGUCUAUCCAGCGCUUUUGCUCGUGCAGCUGCCGACGAAAAUGAACCGGCUCCUUCCACUCCCGAGAAAUCUAAUCAUGCUAGAAAGACAGAACGAGCAGCUGUUCAGGAAAGAACUCCGUCAAAAAAUGCAUCAAGGAAGAAACAUUCAUCAAAUGAGAUCCGGUCGCGUAUGAGCGCAAGCAGCGUGAAGAAGCACAAACUAGCAAUUUCACCCGUUUCCACCAUCAAAAUCGAUCCUCAUGCCCUGAAAGAAAGGAUUUCAGAUUCCAUGGAACUUCCUGAAACACAGCGUAAAGAUUCCGCUACCAUUAUUCAAUCGCUCACGAAUCUUGCUGCUAAUCUUUUUGGAAACGCAGAGUCAAAGUCAUCCGAGUUGAUUUCCCCAAUCACAAGCGCAGGCGAAGUCAGCUUCUCAUCAGAGACAACUCAAAUCUCCGACGACGAUAGAAUCUUCCGUGAGAAUCCAUCCGUAGCUGCCCCCAGACAGAAGCCACAGACGAAGACUCUUUACAAAUACACCAAUGACGACUCCCAGCAGCAUGGAAACUGGUUUCCUUCCGCUUCUAGUCGAAUAGUAGAGAGCGCCACGUGCUUCGAAAGAGAACGUAAACUUCAAGACAGAAUCGAGUUUUUACGAAGCUCGAUCAAGAAAGGCAUUGAUGGAAUGAACAGAGUGCUCGAUAAUAUGCAGCAAGCAAGAUACAGAGAUCAAGUUCUGAAUGGCGAGAUUUCCACCGACGAGUAUUUUGACAAUAUCGCUCACAUCCAUUGA